ACCUUUGCCACAGACCACAAACAUUAUUAUAACCAUAACCUCUUCGCAAAAUUUCGAGAAUGGUUAGAAAAAAAUCAUAAAUAAAUGGUAUUUAAUCUUAUUUAAUGAAUACAUACUGAAUACUUACUCUGCUGAAUAGUAAUUAUAAGAUUAAUUAUUUUAUGGUAAUUAUGUCCAGAAUAUCAACAGAUAUCUUAGACUUUGAUGGGGAUGUAAAUUUUGAAGAUCAAAAUGAUUUUGCAAAAAAAUACGACACAUGGAGGAAGAAAGAAGAACUAAAUAAACUUAAAAGCAAAUAUGGUGAAGAUGCCCUUGAUAUUAGUGAUUCUAGUUCAUCUGAUGAUGACGAGGAAGGACUUGAAUUAACUGAAGAAGUAGAAAAAGAUUUUUUUAAAACUCUGUCCUGCUUAAAAAAGAAAGACCCUAAGCUCUAUGAUAAUAAUAUUAAUUUCUUUAAAUCAAGGGGAGAGAAUAGUAAAAAAGUUAAACAAAAGAAGGAUGAUCCUAUGUAUCUCAAAGAUUAUGAAAGAAAGAUUAUAUUAGAGAAUGAUGGUGUUCUCUCUGACGAAGGUGAAGUGGAAAAGCCACAGUCUCCUACUUAUGUCCAAGAACAAAAUCAGUUGAAACAGGAUUUAAAAAAUGCUCUUUCAAAUAUAAACGAUGAUGAUGAUAUUGAAUGUCUUUCCAAAAAGGCAGUAAAAGAAGUUCUUCGACAUAAUGAUAUAGAUAACAUAGAAUAUAAGAAAUGGUUAGCUGGACAGACAGAUGAAAUAAACGAUGAUGAAAUAAAAUCAGAUUUGAAGCCCUUAAAAGAUUUUUGGAACGAUCCAAAGUUGGAUGAUGGUGAAAAAUUUUUGAGGGAUUAUAUUUUGAAUAAAAAAUAUUUAGAUAAAGAAGAAAAGGAUUAUAUUCCAUCUUAUGAAGAAAUUGUUCACGAUUCAGAUGAGAGCUUGUCAGGAGAUGAGAAAGCAAUAGAGGAACAAGAUGAGUUUGAAUACAAAUAUAAUUUUAGAUAUGAAGAGCCAGAUCAAGAAUUUAUUAAAAGAUAUCCAAGAACAAUAGAGAAAUCUUUAAGAAAAACAGAUGACAGAAGGAAACUGAAACGAGCAGAGACAAAGGAGAGAAAACAGAAAGAAAAAGAGGAGAAAAUGGUCGAAAUACAGAAGCUGAAAGAAAUAAAAAGAAAAGAGAUUGAAGAAAAAAUUGAAAAGUUAAAAGAGAUAACUGGAAAUUUAGAAGUAGGCUUCAAGAAUGAUGAUAUUGAAGAUGAUUUUGAUCCAGAAACUUAUGACAACAGAAUGCAAGCUCUUUUUAAUGAUGAAUUUUAUGGAGGAUCAGAAGAAGAUCAAAAACCAGAGUUUCCUGAUAUUGAUGAGGAAUUGGAAAUAGAAAACUGGGAUCACUGGACUGGUGAAGAGCCAACUGCAGAUGUAAAUGAACUCCAUUGUGAAGAUGAUGACUUUAAUAUGGAUGCUGACUAUGAUCCCUCAACAUCCAUUACACAAGAGAACUCAAAGAGCCGAAAAAAACGGAAACGAAAGUCAAAAGUUGCUGAAGCUCUAAGCAAAGAGAAACCGAAAUAUGAUCCUAAUGAUAAAAACUAUGAGAAAUAUUUUGAAGAAUAUUAUAAUCUUGAUUGUGAAGAUAUAAUUGGUGAUAUUCCAUGUAGAUUUAAAUACAGAGAAGUGCUACCAAAUGAUUUUGGUCUAUCCAUAGAAGAGAUAUUGUUGGCAAAGGACAGAGAAUUAAAUAAAUGGUGCUCUCUGAAAAAAGCUAUACAACAUAGGCCUGCUCAUGUUGAAAAAUAUGAUCAAAUCGCCUAUUCUAAAAAAUCUAAUAAUAUUUCUCUCAAAAAGAAAAUUUUGCCAAGUUUGUACACAGAGGAAAAUGAAGAAACUAAUAUAGACAAUACACCAAGUCAGAAAAAUGAUCAGGAAACCACUGAAAAUAAAGUUGAAUUAAAACAUAUACAAGACAACACUAUUGAAUCCAAGGAAAAAAAUAAAAUAGGGAAGAAACAUAAAAAGAAGUCUAUUAAUAUCAAUAAUGCUGUGAAACCCCAAAAUGAGGACCAAUCACAGAAUUCUAUAGGUAAAAAUAAGAAAAGAAAACAUAAUUAUGAAGGUAGUAAUGCAGCAAAGAAAUUUAAAAAGAAUAAGGAAGUAUCUACUGAUAUAUCUGAUGUUAGGCUGUCAGCCUAUGGAAUCAAUCCAAAGAAGUUUAAGAAUAAGCUAAAAUAUAAAGAUUCAAAUAAAACAAAAAUAUCUAGUAAAAAAUAAAGUCAGUAUAACUUUUAACAUAUAAAGAUACAAAUAGGUGCAUUUGUAAUUAUUUAUAAAAUAAAACAACCAAAACCCUUU
This is a messenger RNA of Sitophilus oryzae (rice weevil), 2360 nucleotides long. RefSeq names its product protein KRI1 homolog. NCBI's taxonomy places the organism in Eukaryota, Metazoa, Arthropoda, Insecta, Coleoptera, Curculionidae. Bases 162 to 2279 code for a protein of 705 amino acids. Gene Ontology annotation, cellular component: 90S preribosome; nucleolus. The record is from RefSeq and is a predicted model, not a curated record. Gene Ontology annotation, biological process: endonucleolytic cleavage in ITS1 to separate SSU-rRNA from 5.8S rRNA and LSU-rRNA from tricistronic rRNA transcript (SSU-rRNA, 5.8S rRNA, LSU-rRNA). The transcript has 9 exons.